Molecule: messenger RNA, 3810 nt
Organism: Mesocestoides corti
Lineage: Eukaryota; Metazoa; Platyhelminthes; Cestoda; Cyclophyllidea; Mesocestoididae
Source: the annotation of a GenBank genome assembly
AUGGCUUUUGACAGAGCCAUUCUUACAAAACACCUUUAUCCUAUAUCCAAGAGUGUGAAGGGUCCAGCUCCAUUUGGUGAGACAAAUUACCGAAUCGGACAAGCAGGCCCUCAGGGCGAGCGGGGACCCCCAGGACCGCCAGGUCCUGACGGAGAAAUGGGACCCGUAGGUCCUGCAGGUCCUCCUGGUCGUGCGGGAUCCAACGGCCCCGAUGGUCCAACUGGACCCCCCGGUCCAGCUGGUAUCGACGGACGCAUGGGUCGUGAUGGAGAGCCUGGGUUACCUGGACCACAGGGUGAGAUGGGACCUCCGGGGCCCAUGGGUCCCACCGGACCGCCUGGAGCCAAGGGGCCCGUUGGUCCACAAGGACCCAAGGGAGAACGUGGUGAUCAAGGGCGCGAUGGACCUGAGGGCAUGCGCGGAGAGGCCGGCCACCAAGGCUCAGUAGGUCGACCAGGCCCAAGGGGUUCCCGAGGUCCCACAGGACCAGCUGGAACCCAGGGGCCUCGCGGUCCUGAUGGAGCUGAUGGAAUGGUCGGUCCACCUGGUCCUAUUGGUGCUGCAGGCGUUCCUGGACAGCCUGGUGAAGUUGGACCCGCAGGCCCCGCUGGAGAAGAUGGUGCUCCUGGUCCUCGUGGCCCCGACGGUCCACCGGGACAGCCUGGUGCCGCUGGAAAGCCCGGUCAACCCGGUGCACCGGGUCUUCAAGGACCGUCUGGUAGAGACGGAGCUCAGGGUCCAAAAGGUGAGCCCGGAAUCCGCGGUCUUUCGGGACCCCCCGGCCCCCAGGGCCCGCGCGGUUCCCCAGGACCUACUGGAGCCACUGGAGAAGUGGGCCAGAAGGGCCCUGUUGGAGUUCCUGGACCUGCUGGUGCGCCUGGACCAACUGGUCAGCAAGGUCUUCCUGGACCGAUAGGACCUAGAGGUCCCACUGGUCCAUCUGGUCCGAUGGGCCCAACUGGACCUCGUGGUCCGCGCGGUCGCGCCGGUCAAAAGGGUGCAAUGGGUCCUUCUGGAGCCCCUGGAGCUCCUGGAACGCCUGGCAGUGACGGUCGUCCGGGAAUUCCUGGACAGCCUGGCAGACAGGGGCCCCGUGGUCGCACAGGUCCUCGCGGUGAAACCGGGCCUCCUGGGCCUGAUGGAGCCGACGGCAAAGCCGGUCCCAUCGGUUACCCUGGAGCUGACGGAAAGGAGGGAGCUGCCGGACCACAGGGUCCCCAAGGUCCACGCGGGCCACCAGGCAAACCUGGUGAAGAUGGUUUGCCUGGUCGUCCUGGAGCGUCUGGUCCAGCUGGAGGACAGGGCCCAAGAGGCUCUCCCGGUCCACAAGGCGAACGUGGAAUUCCGGGUCCCAAUGGACCAUCUGGCCCAAAAGGAGACCGUGGUGACAAGGGACCCUCCGGUCCAGUUGGUAUGCAAGGAGAAGUCGGCCCUGUUGGACCACGUGGAAAGCCGGGUCGCAUGGGACCUAAGGGUGACCAGGGACCAAUGGGUCCUGACGGACCAGCUGGACCCCGAGGUCCUCGUGGUAGUACUGGAGAACCUGGUGAUGACGGACGUGAUGGCGAGCCUGGAAAAGAUGCUGAAGAUGGGCCGCCUGGACCACGCGGCCGCCCUGGCCCAGCCGGAGAUCGUGGUGAGCCCGGCCUACAAGGGCCUCCUGGUACUCCAGGUGCACCAGGUGAAAAGGGUGAUGCUGGCCCUAUGGGCCCUGCGGGCGUCAUGGGUGCUGCCGGUUUGCCAGGUUUGCCAGGUGAAGAUGGAGCCCCCGGCCUUCGUGGUUACAAAGGCGACCGUGGACGUCAGGGCGCUCGUGGUCGUCCUGGUAAGCAUGGCGAACCUGGACCUCGUGGUGAGACUGGUAAAGCAGGACCCGCGGGGUUCCUCCGGGUAAUUGGCCGAUCGGUCGGAAACCUUGGCCCACCAGGUGAAGCUGGUGGAGAGGGACCUGAGGGUCCUAAGGGGCGCACAGGAAUGCAGGGAGUUCAGGGGCAGCCGGGUCCAGCUGGACCUCCGGGCGUAUCGGGCAAAAGAGGUCCACCUGGUCCCAAGGGCCCUCCUGGAAACCCUGGCCACGAUGGCCUCGCAGGAAGCGCCGGGCUGCCUGGACCAGCAGGUCACAGUGGCGCAUCUGGUCCUAGCGGUCAACCCGGUCUCCCUGGUAAGCCAGGCCUCCGCGGUGCUCCUGGUCUUGACGGCCUUCCUGGACCACGCGGCCAACCCGGUGCCAGUGGAAAGCCUGGAGCCACCGGUAGAGUUGGAGAACCUGGAGACAAAGGUGGUACUGGACCAACCGGUCUUCGUGGACGCGACGGAGCUCCUGGCCGUGAGGGUGCUCAGGGCGACCAGGGACCAACUGGUGAACCUGGUCCCAUGGGCGAUAAGGGCCCACAAGGUGGCGUUGGUCGCGAUGGUCCUAUGGGUUCUCAAGGAAUGCGUGGACCUAGCGGUGGUCCAGGUGCCCAAGGUCCACCUGGUCCUGAAGGUCUUCCGGGUCCACAGGGUCCUCAAGGGCCAACUGGUGACCAGGGUCCACAAGGUCCACCCGGUCCACAGGGUCGCAAGGGACCGGUAGGCGAAGAAGGUCCAGAGGGCCCUAUUGGUGAUGACGGCCCCGCAGGACCUGAGGGUCAGCCCGGAGAAGUGGGAGACCAAGGUUUUCCAGGUUUUCGUGGUCCACGAGGGGCUCAAGGCAAACCAGGUCCAAUGGGCUUAGAAGGUCCAAUCGGUCUUCCAGGACGCCAAGGACCUGCUGGUGCUCGCGGACGUGCUGGCAAACCCGGGGCCCCCGGAGAACAAGGGCAAAUGGGACCACCUGGUGAACCUGGUGCCGACGGAAAGGAUGGUGAGCCUGGACCAGACGGACUUCCUGGACCCCAGGGUCACCCGGGCUGGGCCGGACCCCCAGGUCUGCCUGGUGAACAAGGCGAAGAUGGACCACGUGGAGAUCCUGGUGAAGAGGGUCCUCCUGGAAACCCUGGUCCAGCUGGUGAGGCCGGUCCCAUUGGCCAUCGUGGGAAACGAGGUCCGAAGGGACCCCGUGGAGAUCCUGGUCUUCCAGGCCCUCAAGGACCCACUGGUCGAGAUGGCCCUCGUGGACCACCUGGUCCGAUGGGGCCUCCUGGUCCCCCAGGUCCUCCUGGCCCACCUGCCGUCAAGAUGCCCGUGAUGACAUCUCUCACUAAAGGCAACAUCAUGUAUUCCGACGCGGCUGCUGUCGCUCAGGUGUUUGGUGUUGAAUCCGUCUCAGCUCCUUUGGGAACUCGUGAUGUGCCCGCUCUCACAUGCAAGCAUCUUGGACAGUCUCAGCCAAAUCUCAAAGAUGGUAUGUACUGGGUAGAUCCAAACGGUGGUGGCCCAGAAGACGCCAUACAAGUAUACUGCAACUUCAAGAAUAUGGAGACCUGCAUUGACGCCAAGAAGGAGGUCUAUACUGCCGAUAUUGGGAAGAUGAAGAGUGAUUUCACUUGGCUCGGCGAGGUGGCCGACUUCGACAAAUUCCUCUACGAGGUUGAGGGGACUCAGCUGGUCAUGCUGAAAACCAGAAGCUCAGCGGCGCACCAGACACUGACGGUUUCAUGUCCUAAGGACAUCAAGUUGUACGCCGACAACGAAAUCGAACUGAGCCCAUCCAGCACGCACGCUAAAUUUGACAUCAUCCUAAACAGCUGUCAGAAUAACUCGGGUCUUUCCAAAGAAAUGGUCCUCGAUGCGUCUGGACCGCCAACUCGCCUGCCCAUCCGUGAUGUAGCUUUUGCUGACUCAGAGGUCAAAAUGGACGUCAGAUUGGGCCAGGUUUGCUUCCAGUAG